AUGUCGAUGAAUCAUGAAGAAUUAGUGCAAGAGAUAGAGACUAUUGAGGCUAUCUAUCCAGAUCUGUUAAUGGAAAAAUUAUCAGAUUGUACAAUUAUUAGGAUUAAAAUUCCUCAGCACGAAUAUGUCACUGUGCAAAUUUCAUUCCCUAAGGAAUAUCCUUCAGAGCAGCCACCGAACGUGUUAGAAGUAAAUAUCAAUAAAAAUAGUCUUUCGUAUGAUCCUAAGUAUAUAUUACAUCUAUUUCAAGAGGUUAUGAAUUCAGUGUACCACAAGGAAGUCUGUGUGUUCGACUUUUUAACAGAACUAGAUGGUGUGUUAUAUAUAGAGGAAGAUGGAGAUGAUAAUGACUAUGUAGAGGAUACCAAAAUGCUUGUUCCCCUUGAUCCGUUUGAAGGAUGGGUUUCUUCGGAACCUAUUACUGAUAGGAAAUCGACAUUCAUGGGCUUUGCUACUCGUGUCAAUUCAGAAGAGGAAGCGUUUGCUAAAUUAGAACAAUUAAAGAUGGAUCCUAAAAUUCGUAAAGGUAACCAUAUAAUGUCAGCAUGGAGAGUAAAACAAGGUGAUAUAUCUUUCCAGGAUUCUGAUGAUGACGGUGAAACUGCAGCAGGAUCACGUAUGCUUCAUUUAGUGACCAUAAUGGGCAUCUGGAAUAUAAUGGUAGUCGUUGUACGUUGGUUUGGUGGUACUCAUAUCGGUCCAGAUAGAUUUAAACAUAUCAAUUCAACUGCUAGGGAGGCUAUACUGAAGGCUGGUUUUGAAAGGAAAGAAUAA
Messenger RNA from Tetrapisispora phaffii CBS 4417, 774 nucleotides. RefSeq names its product Yih1p (gene YIH1). Lineage: Eukaryota; Fungi; Ascomycota; Saccharomycetes; Saccharomycetales; Saccharomycetaceae. Gene Ontology annotation, molecular function: protein binding. Bases 1 to 774 code for a protein of 257 amino acids. The transcript has a single exon. Gene Ontology annotation, biological process: regulation of translational initiation. The record is from RefSeq and is a predicted model, not a curated record. Gene Ontology annotation, cellular component: cytoplasm.